AUUAAAAAAAAUGUUCGUGUUACCAUCGAAACGUUGUUUGCAAUUGAUGCUGAGUACAUUUAACUUAGAACCUGGCGUUAAUAAAAAUAUAUUAGCUGAUUUAAAGGACGUUGCCCAAAAUUUAACUGAGGAAAAAAAACUCGUUAAUAUAUUAUUUGACGAGGUGUCACUAGCACCUGGACUAGAAUUUAUCUCGUCACUAGGAAAAAUAGUCGGAUUCGAAGACUUGGGGCACCAAAGAAAAAAGACUCUGGCUGACCACGCGCUUGUGUUCAUGAUCAAAGGGAUUAAAAGUAAAAGUAAACAGCCCAUUUGUUUUACCUUUUGUAAAGAUACGACUAAAGCAAAUGAGUUAAAAAAUUUAUUAAAAAUAAUUAUAAAAGAAAUCAACGCCACUGGGCUAAUAGUAGUGGCGACUAUCUGUGACCAAGCCACUACUAAUGUGCGAGUGGUGCAGGAGCUGCAGAAAGAAACUAAAGCAAUGUAUUUAAGACGAGGAGAUACAUAUAACUCAAAUGCUAUAGAGAGCAUAAAAUUCUACCUGAGGAAUGUGAAGGAACAGCAGAUUUCAUUUUAAUAUUUGAUAAACUUUUCGAUUCUUUUAACGGUCAUUCUUAUCAAGGUUCACCAAAGCCAUAUAAACAAUGUUUGAAAAAUAAUUCACCCCAUUUUCAGCUGUGGAAUGAUUUGUUGCCGAUUUUAGAAUCUAUUAAAUUUGAAUCAAUAGUUAAAAGAAAUAAUUGUGAGUUGAUUAAGCAUGAAUCGAUUCCCUCAAUCAGAAAUUGGAUACAUAAUAUUAAAACUUUUAAUGAAAUGUGGCAAUACUUGCAUGCAAAAUAUAAAUUAAGAAAUGUAUUAACUCGAAAUUUUAACCAAGAUCCAUUAGAAAAAUUUUUUAGUAGUAUAAGGAGCAAUGGUAUUCGUAAUGUUAAUCCUAAUUGCAAACAGUUCAUCAGUGCUUACAAAACAUUGUUGAUUAAUAAUUUUAAUUCUGUACAUUCUGUUAGAGCCAAUUGUGAAAACGAUAAUAGCAAAUCAUUUCAAUCAAUUACUAAUUUACUUUAUAAAAAGCCAGGUAAUUCAGACCACGAUGAUUUUGCAUGUGAAAUUGAUACACUAAUAAGAACGAUGACCGAAAUAAAAAAUAAUAAUUCUUUGAUUUAUAGCGAAUCGAAAAAAUACGUUACUGGGUACGUAAUUAAAAAAAUUAAAUCGAAGAUUUUUAAAAACUGUAAAAUUUGCAUGCGUGAUUUCUGUAGAUCUGAUGUGGAUUUUCAAUCAUUCACUUACGAAGUUGAUUAUACAAAAAAAUCAUUGUUUCAGCCAAGUGAAAGUUUUAAUAAUUUGAUGAGUGAUAUUUAUCAUGUUAUUGUUGCAUGCUUACGCGAUUAUCCUGAAUCAAAUGUACUUAAUAAGAAAAUAAAAUAUAUGAUAAAUUGUGCAUGUGAUUAUAAUGUUAUAUCAUGUGAUCAACAUAAGGAGGUACUGAUUGAGUUUAUUAAUGAUCUUUCAAUUAAAUUAAUUAUACAUAGUUGGUGCAAUGGGGUGAAUAGAAUUUUGGCAGGUAAAAUAACAAAAUUUGAUAAGAAUGACCAAAUCAAACAACAAGCGUUUGAAAUGUAUAAAAAAAAGUUUAAUAAAAAAUAAAAUGUAAUAAUGUUUAGUCAACGAAGUCCAGAAUCAAGA
Messenger RNA from Spodoptera litura, 1686 nucleotides. The record is from RefSeq and is a predicted model, not a curated record. Lineage: Eukaryota; Metazoa; Arthropoda; Insecta; Lepidoptera; Noctuidae.